AGUAGCAGCCGCGUCUGGAGAUCUGAGGGGGCAGCGCCGUGUUUGACAGAAUAACAGCGACCAUUUGAGGCUUCACUGGGUGAUAGAUACCUCGUAAAGAGAGGAUCGACAGGUUUUAUUCUCAAGCAGGUCGUUUGUCAAGGGUUCAUAAAGGCGUGUUGAGCUGACGGUUCAGCUAAAGCCAGGAAUGAAGACGCCUCAGACACAUCCAAACACGCACUGAGCAUCGCGUUUCGAAGAGCGGCGAGGAUACUGAGCGUCGGUCGUUUGGACAGUCCAGACAAGAACCGAAUAUACACGACACAGUCGCUUUUUGUUGAUUGAAAAACCAGUGAGAUACCGUUUAACAGCACAUUCCGGCACUUGACACAAACUGUCAUGGUUUUUAUCGCGCUCUAGUGACAUCUGUCAUCGCGUAUCUCAGUCAGCUACGCGUGAUGUUGUGGAUGUGAACUUAAUUGGGAACAUUAAUGAUUUAAUAAUAAUGUAAUUAAUUAUGUAGCCAUAACAGCAGCUUCGCAUAACGUAAAGUUAAUAACGUUUUGAUGUAAGCAAAAAUAAAAGCAAUUUAAAUGUUGUCCUGAACUUAUAAUGGUAGCAAAGAAAUUUUGAUAUGGACCCUUUCAUCUGUUAUUUUCGAGACAGUUGCUGUCUUUCUAUUGAGAUGGGCUGGAAACAAUUGAACAUCUUUUCAUCCCCACGCCCGGUGAAGUGAACAACACACCGGAAAGCAAGGCUUUAAAGUGUUCUCUUGAUUUUGCACUGAAACUUUCAGGAUAAAUGAUGUCUAAAACUCUAAAGAGGAAGAAACACUGGUCCACUAAAGUGGAGGAAUGCGCCGUGUCGUGGGGAAGCGUCGGAGAAUUCGGUGAUGUUGUGGAGAUCCUCGGAGGCGCCGAGCACGGAGAGUUCCCGUUUCUUGGUCAGAUGAACUUGGACGUACUAGUGUGCCACGUCGGGAGACUACCUUACUACGGGGAUGUGUUAUUGGAGGUGAACGGGACACCUGUCAGCGGGCUGACGAACCGAGACACGCACGCGGUGAUCCGCCACUUUCGGGAGCCGAUCCGCAUUAAGACCGUCAAACCAGGGAAAGUUCUGAACACUGAUUUGAGGCAUUAUCUUAGCCUGCAGUUCCAGAAAGGAUUAAUCGACCACAAACUACAGCAAGUGAUCCGAGACAACCUCUACCUGCGAACAAUUCCAUGUACCACACGGCUGCCCAGAGAGGGGGAAGUUCCUGGAGUGGACUAUAAUUUUAUCAGCCUGGGGGAUUUUCGCAUUCUGGAAGAAAGUGGUUUGCUGCUGGAGAGUGGAACAUAUGAUGGUAACUUCUAUGGCACUCCAAAACCUCCUGCCGAGCCCAACUUGAUUCAGCCUGACCUUGUGGACCAGGUUCUGUUUGAGGAGGAUUAUGGCGCUGAGGUUCCAAGAAAGAGAACCACUUCUGUCAGCAAGAUGGAUCGCAAGGACAGUGCCGUCCCCGAAGAGGAGGAAGAUGAGGAACGACCACAGCUCCCAAACGGCAUUCCAGAGAGGACAGAGGAGUGGAGGAAAGCCGUGCCCAGCUACACUCAGUCCAGUGGUGGAGGCAGUGCAGGUGGCAGUGGAACAUUGGAACUUCGCACCUGGAGCUCUUUACCCAGAGACGACAGUCUGGAACCCCUGCCGUACAACUGGGAAAUGGCUUACACGGAGACUGGCAUGGUCUACUUCAUAGAUCAUAACACAAAGUCGACUACAUGGUUGGACCCUCGUCUGGUCAAGAAAGCCAAGCCUCCCGAAAAGUGUGAGGAUGGAGAACUUCCAUAUGGUUGGGAGGAGAUUGAUGACCCACAGUACGGCACAUAUUAUGUUGAUCACAUAAACCAGAGAACCCAGUUUGAGAAUCCAGUUCUAGAAGCCAAGAGAAAACUUGGUUUGGACACCGCCGUUGCAACUCAAACCCAACAGAGGGCAGCACCUCCUCCAGGUGGAGCUGGCGGUACGCCUGGGUUCACACGGGACCCAACCCAGCUGAAGGGCGAGCUGUACCACACAGCUCUCAGGAAGAGCCAGCAGGGUUUUGGAUUCACCAUCAUUGGAGGAGAUCGACCUGAUGAGUUUCUGCAGGUGAAGAAUGUUCUUGGAGAUGGACCGGCUGCCCAGGACAACAAGAUGGCCUCUGGUGACGUUAUUGUGGAGAUUAAUGGCACACUUGUCUUAGGCAAGACCCACGCUGACGUUGUACAUAUGUUCCAGUGCAUCCCCAUUAACCAGUACGUUGACAUGGUCCUCUGCCGCGGAUACUUGCUCCCCCCUGAUGUGGACGUGGAUAGUGAAGACCUCCCCCCUCCUCCCCCUCCUCCAACAGGAGAGAUUGUAACUGCCGUACCCCUCAUCAAUGGCCAACCAUUGCUGGUCAAAGGUGAUGCUCUCCAUGGUUCCUCCCAAGAGCUUCACUACGUAACCACAGACUCCAGUGGGCGGCCUGUGGUCACCGCACUUCCUCCCAGCACCGCCGGUGCCAACGAUAGGCCCGAAACUGGGAUGCUACAUCCGGAGCUGGUGAGUGUGUCGAUCAUGAAGGGACCUGGUGGGUUUGGGUUCGCCAUCGCAGACUCUCCGCUGGGCCAGAAGGUGAAAAUGAUACUGGAUGAGCAGUGGUGCCGUGGUCUGCUCAAAGGAGAUGUUAUAAAGGAGAUUAACAGACAGAAUGUGCAGAUGCUGAGCCAUGCGCAGGUGGUGGAUAUAUUGAAGGACCUGCCCGUGGGAAGUGAAGUCAACCUGUUGGUGUUGAGAGGAGGUCAGACAUCGCCUGUGAAGAGUUUAAGACCUAGACAUGGAAUGAGUGCCAGCACGGAGACUCUGGACCGUUGCCAUGACAUCAUGGUACCCCCGGCUUUGACCUAUCACUCAAAAACACUGCCAUGCAACUCACCAAAACAAGAUGCUUCACUCCACUACAGAAAACCCAAAGCCUUGCCAGAGAGCAUAGGAUCUCUUCCUGCAAUAUCUCACUGUAAAGAGCUGGAUGUGUUCAUUAAGAGAGAUCAGGAGUCAGGGUUUGGCUUCCGUGUGCUGGGUGGAGAAGGUGCAGAACAGCCAGUGUAUAUUGGUGCCAUCAUUCCCCAGGGCGCAGCAGAGAAAGAGGGCCGUCUGAGGGCCGGAGAUGAGCUCAUUGGCAUUGAUGGCAUCACGGUUAACGGGAAAUCUCACAAACAAGUUUUGGAUCUAAUGACCAAUGCAGCCCGCAAUGGACAAGUGCUCCUCUCUGUUCGCAGGAAGGUCAUUUACAGAGAUGCCUCAGAGGAUGUUGGGAGCGGCGCUCUGACCCUUGUGAAUGGCUCACCGCGGCUUCCACGUAUACAGGUGCCAAGCGUCAAGGACCAGGAGUCGUUUGAUAUCACGCUUAAUCGUAAAGAUAACGAGGGCUUCGGUUUUGUCAUUCUGACCUCGAAAAGCAAACCGCCACCUGGAGUGAUCCCUCACAAGAUUGGACGUAUAAUCGAGGGCAGUCCGACGGAUCGCUGCGGUUUGCUGAAUGUGGGUGACCGCAUUUGUGCUGUGAAUGGUCAGUCUAUCAUAGAGCUCUCGCACAACGAGAUUGUUCAAUUUAUCAAAGACGCUGGAAACUCGGUCACACUCACCGUGGUUCCUGAGGAGGAGUACAAAGGCCCGCCCUCAGGAGCCAGCUCAGCCAAACAAAGUCCAGCACCACAGCACAAGAUUCUGAAAUCCACUACACAGGAUGAGAGGUAUGUUUUGGAUAUGGAUGAGAUCAGGGAUGAGCUUGCAUGGAUGGAGUAUAAAUCUCUUCCCAUGAGUGAUCAGGGAACACUGUGUGUCACCAACUCCAAACAGGGCUGUAUAGCAGUUGAGUUGGAGCGUGGUUCUCGUGGUUUUGGCUUCAGUCUGAGAGGUGGCACAGAGUAUAACAUGGGCCUUUACAUCCUGCGACUGGCUGAAGAUGGCCCUGCACUACAGGAUGGCAGAAUACACGUAGGAGAUCAGGUAGUGGAGAUCAAUGGGGAACAGACACAAGGCAUCAGUCACACUAGAGCAAUUGAGCUCAUCCAGGCUGGAGGAAACAAAGUGCUACUAUUACUGCGACCACAAGCCCUCUUAUCUGAAAACAGUUCUCAAGGAGAUAUUAUCCAUCCUGACCCACAGGGAUCCAACACUUCCAAAAUUCCCCACAAGUCUACUCUCUUUCAUCCAUCAUCAACAUCAGUGAAGAAGAGAACAUCAGACCUGUCAAACUCAAUUGCCCGUUCGCAUGCCUCCUUAGAUCUUGCUCACCAGGAUCCACGUCCUAAAGACAGCACCGUGGAGAAGCUUGCCAAACCACGAAACUCCAGCUCUUCCAAUGCCUCAAAGGACUGCCGAAUCAAGAGUCUGUCUGCAGAGAAUCUCCUUGAUCUUGGAGAUACAAAGAAAUUCAAAUGCCCAUCCAAAGACAAAGCUCACAGCUACAAAGAAAACCUGCAACUAAGAUCUCAGGACUCCACCAAAAAUAGGAAGUCCAACCAGCAGAGUCACUCAGUUAGUCCCAAGAAGUCCAAGUCUGAAGGACAGGAAGUGGUAAUUAGCGAUGGGCUGGGAAGGAAAGACAAACAUCGUAAAAAGGGGACGCCAAGGGUGGACCAGAUGAAAAGUGACUCUGAGAAGAUGAAAAAACAGUAUUCUAGAGAAUGGAAGCGAAAUUACACUGGAGAUGACAAGGAGAGGGCGAGGAAGAGCGAGGGAGUGGAUAAAGUGAUUGAGCCAAAAUGGGAGGCAGAACUGAAAAACACCAAAAGGACAGAAACAACAAAAGAUGGAGAGCAAUUAAAUAAUGGCACCCACUUAUCAAGAAGAGAGGUAGAGAAGAGGAGUAAACAAACACAGGAUAAAAAAUCUUCAAGGGAUCCAAAAGAAGAAAACAAUAAGAAAAUGAUGAACGGGAUCAUAGACAGGAAAGAAAACAAAAGCAUAGGAAGUGAGAGUGAUAGCAGGAAAGAUGACAUUGUCACUGAUAUGGCCCCAAUCCCCAACAGGGCAAGUCUAGUCUUCGACAGCUCGAGCCCACUAAACGAUGGCCUUUGGAAGAUCCCUAGCUACUGUCGCAUUCUUACUCGUGAGGAAGUGAUGCGAGAUGUUCACGAGUAGCUUCUUCUUGUCGAUGGGCAUUGAAGUUCUGAGGCCUGAAACACACUCUACGCAAAUACAUAAUUCUAUUUGAGGAUUGUUAACACCAUAGUGUUUUUAACGCUUGCAAUGUGUUGACAAAUCCUUCGUGUCUGAAUUUGCGUACUUGCGAAGAGUGUGUGUCUGGCAUUACACCUUUUUUUCCCCCUGGAGGUCUCCCUUCCAGGAAUUGAUUAGGCUCUCUCCUGCUAGCUUUGCCAGGUAACCAGUUGAGCACAUACACAUUCAUGCUCUUAAGGAUUCAAACUCUAAUACUUUAUUUAUGUUUGUAAUCAGCAACUUAUCAUUCGCACUGAUAUACAAAUAAACCGGUUCGGUCACAACAUGUUGACAUGAAGCUUCAUCCAAGCUGCCUUUUAUGCAGUCCAAGAGAUCACUCCUUAUAAACGUAAUAGACUUGGACAAUUUUGACAGGCAAUUUCUACAGCUUUGUGGCCAAAGGCAUGGAGCUUCAUUUUGUCUGGACAGCCUCUUUUAAUUUUCUUCAUGCCAACUGACAUUAAACAACAUGAGGACUCUCUAAACACAUCAGGAUGCAAUUAUUCCUUAUGCAAUUUAAGGGAACAUUCCCCAUCAAUCACCAAAACAUCAGUGCAAGUUCAUGUUUCAGUCACAAAAGCUAAGUCCUUACCCCAAAGAAUAUUUUAUUUUCCGCACGCAAUCUAGAACACAACACUUUUUUGCAUGCCUUUAAGACCCGCCCAGUUUGUCUUAUGUUUCCAAGCUUUGUAAAUAAGAACUGUCGUCACAACUGGGGGCUUUACCAGGGACUUUUCAAGACUGUUCUCUUUCUUCCCGAUUGUUGAUUCCUUGAUCUCCAAAUAUUAUAACUGCAAAUGACCAGACACUUGUGCUUUAUUAUACCAAGAACAUUAUCAAAUGUUUAUUUAUUGAAAACAUGUACAGUAUAUGAAUAUAGACACAUGUAGCUCUAUGAAAUUGUGACAUUUAUUUAGGUUUAGAGAUACAGGCUCAUGCAAAGCACCGUGGUAGUUUUAACUUGUAGCAACUGUUUUGACUUGCCACAAAACUAAUGGUACAUGCAAAUGUAUUUUUGAAUAGUCUAUCAA
Xyrauchen texanus (razorback sucker) is the source of this 6239-nucleotide messenger RNA. Its product is annotated as membrane-associated guanylate kinase, WW and PDZ domain-containing protein 3. Gene Ontology annotation, molecular function: protein binding. The record is from RefSeq and is a predicted model, not a curated record. The transcript has 21 exons. NCBI's taxonomy places the organism in Eukaryota, Metazoa, Chordata, Actinopteri, Cypriniformes, Catostomidae. Gene Ontology annotation, biological process: signal transduction. The coding region runs from base 781 to 5130 and encodes 1449 amino acids. Gene Ontology annotation, cellular component: cytoplasm.